Molecule: messenger RNA, 1089 nt
Organism: Pocillopora meandrina
Lineage: Eukaryota; Metazoa; Cnidaria; Anthozoa; Scleractinia; Pocilloporidae
Source: the annotation of a GenBank genome assembly
AUGUGGUUGCCUCUUCGGGCUGCUGGUCUCCAGGGAUCUCGUGUUUUACACUACCUUGCAAGUUUUCUCUCGGAUGUUGCGUUGGCUAGUAGAGCACCCCGAAUACUUCAUCCAAGUAUUUCUCUUCUUACUGAGAUGGAAGUCUUGGGCCUGAGAACAUGGCUUGACAGUUUUUCCUGCAUCUCCGUUUCACUUUGCUAUUUAUUUGCGUCAUUUAAUGAAUGAGGCAAGACAGCAUCUCCCUUAGAGUCAGCAGGUCAUAACAUUGCCUGGUUAGACCAGUUAGGUGGCGAGUAUUCUUGCUGGUGCGCAGCGUUUGCUGGUCCAUCACACAUUAAAGAAAGAGCCCAUCACAGCCUUUCAGUUAAAAACAGUUAGUUGCCUGCAAGGCGCACUCGAUGGCCUCUUUGUAUAAUAUUAGUUUGGUUGUUAUUUGCUUGCUGGCUUUUGCCACCUUUUUCAGAUUUGAUGAGCUUGCUAAGCUUGUUCGAUCCGAUGUUAAAUAUCGAAAAUGACAUGGUAAAGUUAUUUAUUCAAUCAAAGUAAAACUGAUCAGUAUAGGGAUGGAGCUUUGAUUGUAGUUAGUAGCUUCCUCUGGGAAAGCAACUUGUCCGGUUGCUAUAAUGAAUCGUUAUUCAGAAAGAGCUGGGCUUUCCUGCGAUAGUCUUUUGUUUUGCCACCUUGCUAAAUAAAACUAAAUAAAGGUUUAAGCUAUUUGUAAAGAUAAUUGGUAUUUUAAAGAUAUUGCCUAAUUGGUACUAAAGGCGGGGCUACUGCUGCUGCAAAUGUUGACGUGCCAGACCGUUUUUUCAAGCGUCAUGGCCGCUGGGCUAGUAAAUCGGCUGAGGACGGGUAUGUUCAAGAUUCUUUAUCUUCACGUUUGUCGGUUUCUAAGUUUUCUCGUGCGUACUGCUUUUUAAUUUAAUCUAUCUCUUUAGUUGGUCUUGCCCAGGGAACUGUUGUAUAUGGGGUAAAGCUGGCCUGGGGUUUUCCUCCUAGGUGCAAGUAGACGUACGGGGAGGUUUUUCACCCAGCUGUUGUUCCACGACCUCAUGUCAGUUAGCUUGUGGUUCAGAUCUUUGGAGCUGA